Molecule: messenger RNA, 822 nt
Organism: Cyphellophora attinorum
Lineage: Eukaryota; Fungi; Ascomycota; Eurotiomycetes; Chaetothyriales; Cyphellophoraceae
Product: Fumarylacetoacetate hydrolase domain-containing protein 2
Exons: 4
Coding region: 1-822 (273 amino acids)
Molecular function (GO): catalytic activity
Source: RefSeq, a predicted model, not a curated record
AUGUCGAAGCCAACACAUAUCAUCCGCUUUAUUGCGAACGAAGACAACCGGACACACAUUGGCCAGCUUGUGGACACAUCAAGAGAUGUCGGUCUUGACAGCGUCGACGGCAAGGAGAUCAAGGCAUACAAGAUCAACGGCACUAUCUUUGACGGUGAGGUGACGAAGCAAGUGUACACAGUAAAGCAGCUGCUGUCGCCUGUGUCCACGGAGGACUGCAACUAUAUUCGGUGCCUGGGCCUGAAUUACAAGGACCACGCAGCGGAAGGAGGCUUCGACCUACCAAAAGCGCCUAUCCUCUUCACCAAGCCCCGCCAUGCCCUCGCCGACCCCUACCCAGCGGCCAUUGCCGUCCCCAAGGCAGCGCAAGAUGGUACUUCAGACUACGAGGCAGAGCUGUGUCUCGUGAUUGGCAAGACCGGUCGUGACAUCCCAGAAGACAAGGCCCUCGACUACGUCCUGGGCUAUACCUGCAGCAAUGACGUGUCCGCCCGGACGAUGCAGAUGCUCACGACGCAAUGGUCGUUCAGCAAAGGCUUGGAUGGCAGCUGCCCGCUAGGCCCAGUGCUCGUAACGAAGGAGGCAAUUCCUGACCCUCAGACGCUUGGGAUCAAGGCUAUCUACAACGGCGACACCGUGCAGGACGGACAUACGAAGGACAUGAUCUUCGACAUCAAGAAGCAGAUCUCGUAUCUCUCACAAGGCACGACGCUCGAGGCAGGCACCAUCUUCCUUACAGGCACACCAGCAGGUAUUGGCUUCUUCCUCUGGAUUGAGAAGAUCGGCACGCUUGUCAACAAGGUCAAGUACGAUGGUUGGUAG